CUUCUAUGUACAGGAAGUGACGUAAGGGCAUAUCCUGCUGGAUAAUGGCCGCCCGAGAAAGGCAGUAUUAGUUUGUUUAUCUUGUACUACUAAAAAUAUUACAACAAUAAAAAAACAAACUAACAAAAAAAUAACCGAUCACAAGCAAACGGAUUUCCAGCCAAAUACGGAAAAGCGAAGCAGCGAUUAAACGGACAGUGGGAUUAAAAUACACCAAGGACUGUGGUUUCAAACACGUUGACAGAAAUCGGAUAUUAAAUAUUAAUAUUCAUAUAAUCAUAUCUACAACUAAUACCUUCAAAAGGUACAGUGGUGACUCCAGGAUUCUGAUACUAUUACUGAAGACGCCCAGCGUGCAGGAGGAUCGCACCACUUUGACCAUGGCCACCCCAGCCAGCGCUCAGAACCCCAGUAAAACGUGGGAGCUCAGUCUGUACGAGCUCCACAGGACGCCUCAGGUUUGUAUUACCGCUGACAAGCCCACUGCACAGGUGUGUACCAGGGAGGCGGUCAUGGACGGCACUGAGAUCGCGGUGUCCCCACGCAGCCUGCACAGCGAGCUCAUGUGCCCCAUCUGCCUGGACAUGCUGAAGAACACCAUGACCACCAAGGAGUGCCUGCACCGCUUCUGCUCCGACUGCAUCGUCACCGCACUGCGCAGCGGUAACAAGGAGUGUCCAACGUGUCGUAAAAAGCUUGUCUCGAAACGCUCCCUACGCCCUGACCCGAACUUCGACGCCCUCAUCUCCAAGAUCUACCCGAGCCGGGACGAGUACGAGGCGCACCAGGACAGAGUGCUGGCUAGGCUGAGCCGGCUGCACAACCAGCAGGCCCUGAGCUCCAGCAUCGAGGAGGGGCUCAAGAUGCAGGCCAUGCACAGAGCACAGCGCGUGCGGAAGCAUCAGCAGGAGUCUGACAACACCACGUUCAGCGGCGCGGAGGACAACUGUGACAGCCGCUCCCAUCUGAGCCACGGCUCCACCCACAGCGCUGCCCAGGAGGCGGGGCCCAGUCGCAAGCGCUCCAAGGCCUCUGACGAGUCCUGCCCUGACCUCGACCAGUCACACGAGGGGGGCGUGACCAGCCCCCACGAAUCAUCCAGCUCUGAGAUUGAACUGGUCUUCAGGCCACACCCCCUACUGGUGGACAAGGAUCAGUACUCGCAGACCAGGUAUGUGAAGACCACAGCCAACGCCACAGUUGACCACCUGUCCAAGUACCUGGCCCUGCGCAUUGCCCUGGAGGAGCAGCAGAGGGCGCUGGAGAGCAGUGCUGGGGGCGGGGCCGUCAGCCUGGAGGAAGUGAGCGAGAAGCAGUACACCAUCUACAUCACCACCUCCGGAGGCCAGUUCACUACACUGAAUGGAUCCCUGACGCUGGAACUUGUCAACGAAAAAUACUGGAAAGUGAGCAAGCCCCUCGAACUGUACUACGCCCCCACUAAAGAGCAGAAGUGAUGGGCAGAGGCGUGCACACCCCCCCUUCCCUUCCUCCCUGCUUCCCUCUCCCUCUCUUACCUUUCUCGCUCGUACGCAAGCACUCACUCACUGCCGCUCUCAAAAUGAAACAGAAACACACACAUGCAAAACUCGGGCAAGCACUCACUCACUGACACACUCAAAAUGAAACGGAAACACAGGCAUGCAAAACUCGGGCAACCACUCACUCGCUGACACACUCAAAAUGAAACGGAAACACACACAUGCAAAACUCGGGCAAGCACUCACUCAUUGACACACUCAAAAUGAAACGGAAACACACACAUGCAAAACUCGGGAGAAAGACUGUGUUUAAAAACCCAGCGGAAGGAUCUUCAGUGGAAGAGCUGCGUUUUGGGGUUUCUGUUUUUUUUUUUGGAAGACUGAGGACUGAAGUUUUGUAUUCCUGUUAUUAAGACUCUUUGACCACAACUACUGUUUGCGUGUGACUGUCUGUUUUUUUGUUAAAUAUAUAUUUAAUUCUUCUUCCCUUUCUUUCACAAAUUGAUUUGACCUGUUUCUAGUAACAUACAGGCUGUUACAGUGAUGGCCGUGUUUUCAUGAUGUGAAGAGAAUUGGAGUCUUGAGUCACUCCAGGGCUGGAUAUAAGAAACCCAUUCCGUAGCACUUCCACUUACUGUUGGGUAACUGGACUUCUGUUCCAUUACAGGUUUUAAUUGAAACUAGAUUUAAGGCUAUGCAGGCUUUACCUUGUUAAUUAUUACCUUAACUUUUUAUAUGGAAAAAUAAUAUUGCUAUGUAUCUAGGCAACAUCCUUUGUAAAAAAUAAAAUAAAAUAAAAAAUACAUCACAUACCUGUGCCAUGCAAAUAGACUUUUGAUGGUGGCUUUUAUGUGUGUGUACAUGCAGCAUCCACGGGUAUUGCAUGGUAAAUAAGUUACUAUUAUGAAUAAUAAUAAGACUCCCAUUGCAAAGCAGUUUGAGCCAGUCCAGGUUUUACAUUCAUUCUGUGAACUUAAUAAUAUUAAUAAAAACUCCAAUUGCAGAGCAGUUUAAACCAGGUUUUACUUGUGAGUUAAAUUAACACUGUAAAGUUCAUUUUCAACAACAAAAAAUGUAAGUGCUUGAGAUGUGUCUGCAAAUGUAAACCUGGCACAUUGAAAUACGCAGGGUGAUUCAUAAUUGGCACAACGUUGAGGGAGCACCAUGGAAACUGGAGGGUAUGUGGAGGGUGAGACGCAAAGGAACAUGUCUGACAGACACUCUGUGACACUCGUUUGGCCACCAGGGACCUGUUCAAUAAACAUUUCGGUAGAAUGAAAUCAAUGCAAAAUAAUGUUGCACGAAUUAUGAAUCACGCUAUGUACAGUGCCUAUAGUAAGUAUUCACCCCCCUUGGACGUUUUCAGUUUGUUGUGUUACAACCUGAAAUCUUGAUGCAUUUAAUUUUUUUUUUUUUUUUUUUUUUGAUUUACACAACC
Molecule: messenger RNA, 2919 nt
Organism: Acipenser ruthenus (sterlet)
Lineage: Eukaryota; Metazoa; Chordata; Actinopteri; Acipenseriformes; Acipenseridae
Product: E3 ubiquitin-protein ligase RING2-A-like
Exons: 8
Coding region: 381-1457 (358 amino acids)
Biological process (GO): negative regulation of DNA-templated transcription
Cellular component (GO): PcG protein complex; ubiquitin ligase complex
Molecular function (GO): ubiquitin protein ligase activity; chromatin binding
Source: RefSeq, a predicted model, not a curated record